UACGACACAAAAUCAACUUUACUUCUGCUCUCACUCUAUUUAAAAUCCAGCCCUCAUCUCUCCCCCUUUUGAUAUCCUCAACUUCCGACACGAACAAUAACAUAGAGAAAAACCAUAAAACUACAUAUCCAUGGCCACUGUCACCUCUGCAGCUGUUGCCAUCCCAUCAUUCACCGGCCUAAAAGUGGCCGGUGCAGCUAAAGUCGAUGGCACUGCUAAAGUAUCAGCCUCUCCAGUCCCAAGGCUCAGCGUUAAGGCCUCACUCAAGGAUGUGGGUAUUACUGUUGCGGCCACGGCAGCAAGUGCGCUGCUUGCUAGCAAUGCAAUGGCCUUAGAGGUCUUGCUUGGUGGUGAUGACGGGUCGUUGGCUUUCGUUCCUAACAGUUUCAGCGUGAGCGCAGGGGAGAAGAUAGUGUUCAAGAACAAUGCCGGUUUCCCCCACAACGUUAUAUUCGACGAGGAUGAAGUUCCCGGCGGUGUUGACGCGGGGAAGAUCUCCAUGUCCGAGGAGGAUCUCCUCAAUGCCCCAGGAGAGGUAUACGCAGUGACCUUGACUGAAAAGGGUAGCUACUCGUUCUAUUGUUCCCCUCACCAGGGAGCUGGUAUGGUGGGAAAAGUGACCGUCAAUUAAAUUUGCUUAGUAAUCGGUGUUGAGAAGUGACGGAAUUUAUGUAGUGAAACUUGUUUUGCAUUUUCUUCAAGUGAGAUAUUGUUAGAUUUGUGGUGCA
Carya illinoinensis is the source of this 728-nucleotide messenger RNA. Its product is annotated as plastocyanin. Lineage: Eukaryota; Viridiplantae; Streptophyta; Magnoliopsida; Fagales; Juglandaceae. Bases 131 to 631 code for a protein of 166 amino acids. The transcript has a single exon. Gene Ontology annotation, cellular component: chloroplast thylakoid lumen. The record is from RefSeq and is a predicted model, not a curated record. Gene Ontology annotation, molecular function: copper ion binding.